Messenger RNA from Doryrhamphus excisus (bluestripe pipefish), 7090 nucleotides. RefSeq names its product G protein-coupled receptor 37b (gene gpr37b). Lineage: Eukaryota; Metazoa; Chordata; Actinopteri; Syngnathiformes; Syngnathidae. The record is from RefSeq and is a predicted model, not a curated record. Gene Ontology annotation, cellular component: signaling receptor complex; plasma membrane. Gene Ontology annotation, biological process: positive regulation of MAPK cascade; adenylate cyclase-inhibiting G protein-coupled receptor signaling pathway. Gene Ontology annotation, molecular function: G protein-coupled peptide receptor activity; prosaposin receptor activity.
AUAUAGGCGAGCAAGAACAGAGGAAGGCGUGAUGCGAGCCCCUCCUCCUCCUCCUCCUCCUCUUCCUCACUCUCUCUCUCUCUCUCUUUCCUCUCCAGUGCAUCAGUCAGUGGGCUGCACGCCGCAUUGACGCUGCUCCAUCCCUGCACUCAACUCCAAACAGUGGAUGUUGCUGAGACCGUGUCCCUCGUUCUUUUGUUUCUACAAGGAUAUGCAACACACGCUGUCAGUUCUCUGUGAUGCAGAAGAACCACACGAGACAUUUGGAUGGAACUCCCAAGUUUGCACCUGGUGAAUGCUGCUUUUGAAGGAGCGAGGCUUCUGCCUUCUGUCUCCAACAUGGGUGUUGACUGAACGGGGGCGGAGGGGUGGGGGGGGAGCCGCAGAGGACAAGAAGGUGCGCUUUUUUUUUUUUUUUUUUGGGAUCUAGAACUCCGACAACGAUGCAGAUACUCUCAUUUGUGGUGUUACUAGCCCACGCGCACGUGUGUUUGUCUGUGAGGAGCAAUGCAUGGAUUAGAGAGGAGUCCUUCAAGACUUCCAGUGGAAAGGAGAGCCACCAAAACAAAGCCACAGGUGAGUCCCCUCUGGAGCUGCAGGCAGUCAUCCGAGGGACCUUUAACUCCAGGCGGUUUCCACACUCCAAUAGGACAGUGACACCCGUGGAGGAUCCCUCCCGUUGGGAUCCGACGCGCCUCCACCAUAAUAAUAAGAGGACAAAGUUGAGUAGUGCAGGUGGACACCACAAUGCGCCUAAGCCCUCCUCAAUGGGCGGAGGAGGGGGCCCGGCGGAGGGAGACCGUCGCAGAAGAGGCACAAAAGAGGAGAAAGCAUGGAAAAGGGGGAGAACCCGCAUGAACAAAAGCCCGGAGCCUCAUUCGUCACCAUGGGAACCCAUCCCUAAACCCGUGGCACUAACAUCCACAGACACGCCCUUUGACCUCCUCACCAGGAGACCCGAGUUCUUCACCUUCCGUGAGGAGAACCCGUGGGACGCUACGCCGAUUACUCCGCCCGGUUGGCAGGACUUCGGAGGGGACGAGAUCAAAAACCCCUUCUACCCGGUGACCGGCGAAACGUACGGCGCCUACGCCAUCACCUGCGUUUCGGGGUUUAUCUUCCUAGUCGGGCUGGCGGGGAACAUCGCCAUCCUGUGCAUCGUGUGCCAGAACUACUACAUGAAAAGCAUCUCCAACUCUCUUCUGGCUAACUUAGCCGUGUGGGACUUUGCGCUCAUCUUGUUCUGCCUGCCCAUGGUGGUCUUCCAUGAGCUGACCAAGUCCUGGCUGCUGGGGGAGUUCACCUGCAGGGUGGUGCCCUACAUGGAGGUGGCGUCCCUGGGCGUGACUACCUUCACUCUGUGCGCCCUCUGCAUCGACCGAUUCCGCGCCGCCACCAAUGUGCAAAUGUACUACGAGAUGAUCGAGAACUGCACUUCCACCACCGCCAAGCUCGCCGUUAUCUGGAUCGGAGCGCUCCUGCUGGCGCUACCCGAGCUUCUCAUUCGCCAACUGGUGGUGGAAGACGCCGAGAUCCCAGAUGAGCCUCCGGUGGAACGCUGCAUCAUCCGGAUAUCCACAUCCCUCCCGGAUAUGCUCUACGUUUUAGGUUUGACCUACGAAGGCGCCAGGCUGUGGUGGUGCUUCGGUUGCUACUUCUGCCUACCAACGCUCUUCACCAUCGGGUGCUCUCUGGUGACGGCGAGGAAGAUCCGUCACGCCGAGCAGGCCAGCGUACGCAGCAACAAGAAACAGAUCCGCUUGGAAAGCCAGAUGAACUGCACGGUGGUAGCGUUGGCGAUCGUUUACGGCGCUUGCGUGGUGCCCGAGAACAUCUGCAACAUCGUGUCCGUGUACAUGGCGGCCGGUGUUCCCGAGCACACAAUGUCCGUGUUGCAUCUUCUCUCCCAGCUGCUGCUUUUCUGUCGCGCCGCCGUCACGCCCGUGUUGCUCCUUCUCUUGUGUCGCCCGCUAGGCAGAGCGUUCCUGGACUGCUGCUGUUGCUGUUGCUGCAGCCGUACGCCGUCCUCCACUACGGCUAGUGACGAUAACGAACACGAAUGCACCACCGAGUUGGAGUUGUCGCCGUUCAGCACGAUACGCCGAGAGCUCAGCAACUACACACCGGCCGGGUCCAACUGCUAAGCUAAUGGGGGGGGUUGCGUUACCUGGUCCGGGCACAUAUCCAAAUAGGCGCAUGAAGGACAGUCUCCAUGCCCGGCAUUCACUUCCGAAAAACAGAACCUACUACAUCCAAAAACAAGGGUGCUUAAGGAUCUUAAGCCGACACAUGACUGACGUGCCCUGAUGUUUUUAAGGAUCUACUGCAAAAAAAACGCCGGUCCAAGAUCUUCUGAAACAGGACCACUGCUGUUUUUAAGGAUGGACCAAUCAAAGAUUGUCUACGUUAAAGAAGCAGCCUGCUACUAACUCAUUCAUUCAUUCAUUUUCUACCACUUUUUCCUCACAAGGGUGCUGGAGCCUAUCCCAGCUGUCUUCAGGCGAGAGGCCGGGGUAUACCCUGGACUGGUGGCCAUGCCAGCCAAUCACAGGGCACAUAUAGACAAACAACCAUUCACACUCACAUUUAUAACUAUGGACAAUUUGGAGUCGCUAAUUAACCUAGCAUGUUUUUGGAAUGUGGGAGAGGAAACCGGAGUACCCGGAAGAAAACCCACGCAUGCACGGGGGGAGAACAUGCAAACUCCACACAGAAUUAGCCGAGGGUGGAAUUGAACCCUGGUCUCCUAGCUGUGAGGUCUGCGCGCUAACCACUCGACCGCCGUGCCACCCCGCCUGCUAACUAACUAUUUUGUUUACAGUUCUGCCUUGGCUGAGGUUUUAACACUAACAAAGAACCACUACAAAAAAAAAAAAAACAACCAUCAAUGAAUGCCCUGCGGUGCUCUUAAAAAAGGCAGGUCAACUCACAUUUCAUCAUGCAUGAUGUCCGCCAUCUGGAACGCUAAUCCUAUACAGGUCAGAUGCAUCCGACGUGGAUUCCAUUGGUAAAAUUAGCAUCAAAUCUAAUACAGUGGAACCUUGGUUGGAGUCAUUAAUGUCUUCCAGAAGGUCGGACACGAUCUGAAUCAAUUUGUCCAAAUUUAUCUGUUCUAGAAUGCCAAAAAUAUUAACAGAAAACACGUUCAUAUAGUUUUAUAAUGAUAGUUCUACAUCCAGUAAAUGCAUAUAAAUGAGGAACGAAAGGGAUAAAUGAACAUUUGAGCUUACAUACUUCAAUUGAAGAUGUGAUUUUUGAAGUGACUGUUCCAAAGCACAAUAUGGCAGCAAGACACCACACGGACACCACCUUCCUGUUUUGUCAUGAGUUAUUCCUUGAGUUCAAUAGUGUUUCUCACCUCAUAUAUAUAUAUAUUUUUUAAAUUUUAAAUUUUAAAUUUUAAAUUUUAAAUUUUAAAUUUUAAAUUUUAAAUUUUAAAUUUUAAAUUUUAAAUUUUAAAUUUUAAAUUUUAAAUUUUAAAUUUUAAAUUUUAAAUUUUAAAUUUUAAAUUUUAAAUUUUAAAUUUUAUUCAUUUUCUACAGCUAACCUCACGAGGGUCGCGGGAGCCUAUCCCAGCUGUCUUCGGGUGAGAGGCGGAGUACACCCUGGACUCCUCAAUGACUGGCCAAUCACAGGGCACAUAUAGACAAACAACCAUUCACACUCACAUUCAUACCUAUGGACAAUUUGGAGUCGCUAAUUAACCUAGCAUGUUUUUGCAAUGUGGGAGGAAACCGGAGUACCCGGAGAAAACCCACGCAUGCACGGGGAGAACAUGCACACUCCACACUGAGAUGGCCGAGAAUUAAUUUUGAUUAAAAUUUAAAAUUAAAAAUUUAAAUUUUUAAUUUUUAAUUUUUAAUUUUUAAUUUUUAAUUUUUGAUUUUUGAUUUUUGAUUUUUGAUUUUUGAUUUUUGAUUUUUGAUUUUUGAUUUUUGAUUUUAAAUUUUAAAUUUUAAAUUUUAAAUUUUAAAUUUUAAAUUUUAAAUUUUUUAUUAUUUUGUGUCCCGUCCAGGCAUUGGGGCAGAUAGUAUUGUUGAUCUAAAUGCCCUUUCAUUCAUGCUAAACAGAUCAGGAAAGGUCAGGAAAACUUCCCUGUACUAUGAAAUUUUAUUUGCCGUUAUUUGAUGUUUUUGUUAUGCAAAUUUGGAGCGGCCGGACCUGAGCAAGAAGAAACACAAGAGACAAAAACAGCAGCAACAACAAUUCCCAUGACAGCAUUCUGAUAAAGACGGUGAAAAACUCUUAUCAAAUUGGAUUGAAUUGAAUAAAUAAUUCAUGGUAGCGUUCAUGUUGUGUCUCGCUGCCACAUUGGCGUCUUUGGGAAUGGUCCACAUCCAUAGUUUGAUGCAUGUGAACCUAUAAAAACGUGCUUUGGGUUUUUUUGAGUGUCAGGGGUUUUGCUUGCCAACAUUAACCGUUGUUACACUGCCUACUCGAAACAGGACUCUGUUUACACAUCUCCUGUAAAUGUACUCUUCAUAAAUCGGCACGCACAUUUUUAACCACAUUCUCAUCAAAAUUUCAGAUGAUUUUUUUACACAGCUCAUGAUCAGACUGGUUGCACGUGUGCAUCUGCACUGUACAUAUAAAACACAUUCACGUGCACUGUACUGUAUGGAUGUGUUGGACAUCACUGGGCUGGUCUCAUGUGGAAUUAAAAGCUUGACACCCAACUAAUGGACUAUGAAAUAAAGUAGUCAACACUGUUGUAUCAUAUUACGCCUUGCACUGUAUAUACAGUAUAAAUAUAUAUAUAAAUGGUACACUCUCUCUGGUGCUCUUAUGACGAAUGCGCUGUCCACAACAACAAAUCAAUCAGAUCCAUUUAGGUUGGCCAGCAAUUGAGCUGCACAUUUCAUUUCUGCUCGAGAAGACAAAUGGUGGUUAUUUGUGACAGUCCAGACUCUACAUGUAAAAAUCCAGCCAAUCCAGCGCUACCAACAAAGCAUGUAUGUACAACAACGCCAAAGUGACAUGUAUUGUACUGUAAAUCUGUUUUUCUUACUUUGUCGAAGGGCAAGAGAAAUGUGUCGCUCGUUACAAUCAAGCCAACUGAGAACUGGGGAAAUAGCCACGAAAAAGGAAAAAAGUGGUUAAUGUUCAAAUAAUAUCAACUGGUGUCCCCGUGAAGUGAGACGGUUAGCAACCACUCAGAGGUUUUUUGUGCUAAAUACAAGAAAAAAUUAAUUUUCACAGAUCAAUUAGAAGGAGAAAUGGCGCCGUCCCUCAUUUACUGCGGUACAACCCGACCGUGAUAAGUGAAUUAUUCCAAAGUCGGAUAUAUAAUGUUGUAUCUUCACAGUCACUGUUUACGACCACUCAAUACAUUUUUUAAUAUGAUUAGAGCCCUCCAGACAUUAAACAACACCCCUAUAGUCACCUUUACACUCGCACUAACCAAUAUAGUUGACUUCAUAACAGACAAUUAAACAUCCAUCCAUCCGUUUUUUGUAUGCCACUUAUCCUCAUGAGGGUCGUGGGGGUACGCUGGAGCCUAUCCCAGCUGACAAUCACCACUCACAUUCAUUCAUUUUCACUCAUCAUCAAAUGUUCCGUUACAGUGACUAUCCUAUAGAUCAGGGUCGGGCAAAUUUUUGUUUAAUUUUAAUUUUAAUUUUAAUUUUAAUUUUAAUUUUAAUUUUAAUUUUAAUUUUAAUUUUAAUUUUAAUUUUAAUUUUAAUUUUAAUUUUAAAAUUUUCACUCAUCAUCAAAUGUUCCGUCACAAUGAUGAUCCCAUAGAUCAGGGUCAGGCAAACUUUUGUUUUUAAUUUUAAUUUUAAUUUUAAUUUUAAUUUUAAUUUUAAUUUUAAUUUUAAUUUUAAUUUUAAUUUUAAUUUUAAUUUUAAUUUUAAUUUUAAUUUUAAUUUUAAUUUUAAUUUUAAUUUUAAUUUUAAUUUUAAUUUUAAUUUUAAUUUUAAUUUUAGGGUUGGGCAAACCUUUUGACUCACAAAAACUUUUUGAUUCAGUUAACAAAAUUGUCCAGGGCCCGGUUAUAUAUUUGAUACAAUGCUAACUGUUUUACGUUUGUAAUUCUAACAGUCCACCAGGAAUAAUUUAGCCGUAAAUGUAUCAUACAUUCUGUCCCCUUUAAACAUCAGAUCCCAUUAAAUAACAAAAUAAUAUUACAAUUAAAAAAAUGAACGAGUAUGUGUGAGUAUGUGCUUGUAUGUUAAAGGUUUAAAUACUUUGGAAUCUACUGGCGGGCCGGAUUCAAAUGCUUAGCGGACCGCAUGUGGCCCCUGUGCCGUAGUUUGCCCACCACCAUAAUAGAUUUUUAAGGACAAAAAGGUGAAACAAAUCCAAAAUGUUCCUGUACAGGAUUUUAACCUAUCAAACGACAUUGUUGUUUGCGCUUUUGCAGGAAUUGCAUCCCUGAUGUCAGAGCAAGAGUCGUAUUGAUUACGACAAGAGAAGCAGCGAUCAAAGGUCACGUUUCUUUUCUCCAUUCUGAUUAGCAAUCGCUUCACGGGGACGACGCUGUUGACUGACCAAAAUCAAUUAGGCCUUAUGCUCGUCACGAACCAUAUGCAGGUGCAAUGUUUGGAACUAUUCCGUGUCUCACAAUCAAGUUCUUUAUUUUGCAUAUGAUAUCUGCACUGCCAAACACCUUCUGUGUGUGUAUGUGUGUGUAUGUGUGUGUGUGUGUGUCUUGUGGUAGCAAAACACACAACUAGUGCUUGUCAGGUCAGUUUGUCUCUUUCAGUCCACAAUCCCGCCUGUUGGAGAACCAUUAGCUACUAUGGUGCUAGUGCAAAACCUGAGCACAACCCGUAAUCCAAUUAAAAGUCUCGAUUUUGCGACUGAAAAGUCAAACUGACCUCCCUAAUUUCUCCCGAAAAGCAACUUUUAGGAUGGAGUACAGUGGUUUGUAUAAGUGGCUUGGUGUGUAGUUCAAUGCCGUUUGUUAAUGAAGUGGUUCUUGUGUAACAUUCAACUGUGAUUGGUGGGCUGCAAAUGUAAUAAGCACAUAGCACUGUUUUAUGUUUUAAACUUGCUGACUGGUUUCUAAAUAUAGCUUUUUAUAUAGCCAAAAAAAAAACUGUCCCUUUGUCUAUGAAAGAAUCUUUAAAAGUGUCCAUUAAAAGCC